UUCAGACAGGGUAGGUUAAUUGUUUCCACUAAAUGCGCCAGGGCGGCUAUAUCAUUGGAACAAUGCUUUAAUGUAAGAUUUGAUAUUACAGUACAUGUACCUCCUGAUUAUUUCAGUUGCAGGUAAAUGAUGUUUCCUAACACAACUACAGAGCCAGCUCAUACUGAAGCCAGCAUCAGAUACAAUCAAAGCUCAUUACAAACUGUGAACGCCACUGAGCGGAAUGGAAGAAUCCACCUCCUCACACCAAUAGAUCCAGUUGCCAAACAUUGCAUUUUCAUUUCAAUGGCAGUUGUGUGUGUUCUUGGGUUUUUUGGAAAUGUUCUUGUCGCCUUUCAUUUGAAAGAGACGGACAACAAAUGGCGAUUUCGUCGUAACGUAAAUUUUACUUUAUUCUCAACACGUCUCAACUACUACCUCAGUAGUUUGGUCAUCUCUGAUAUUUCAUGUCCCCUUGUAACACUUCCCUUGUGUUACCUGCAAUUGUUCACUAAUGUAUUUCAAAAGGACUGGCAUUGUAAAAUAGAAAGAGUUUUAUAUUUUGUGUUUCCCUGUGUAACUAUAAACAACUUGCUCGUUAUAGCUGUCGAAAGGCUUUUCGCCUCGUGGGAGAUUAGUCGACGAUUCUCCUUUUCCACAGUGAAAAGAUUGAUAGCCUUUGCCUGGCUUUCAGCUUUUCUUAUAACUUUGCUUCCAGUAGCUAACUUCAAAAUUGUGCAAUAUGACCUGAACGCUACUCAUUUCACAACGACGUGUAGAUUUGACAACUCCGUGUUCACUUCAAGAGUGGCCAUGCUUAGCUUCACUAUACUGGAGUUCAUUUUGCCAAGUGUCGUGUUGAUAUUUUGUAAUAUCUGUGUGAUGAAACAAGCCUGGCAAAAGUUGCAGUUUGUCAGGCGGUCGCUUAGCAAUAGCCGCCAUAAACGUGAAAGCAUUUUAAUGAGUAAGGGGAUUUUUAUGCUUGUUGCCAUAACGUUCGCUUUUAUAAUUCCAUAUUUUCUAAGUUUUACCUAUAUUAUGUUUAAUUCAAUUGCAAAACCAACCAUUAGUUAUCAAACGGAUUAUAUCAUUCGCAAUUCAGGUGGAAUACUCGUAACAGCUAACACCGCUGUCAACGUUUUAAUUUAUACGUUACAAUUGUCACAGUUCCGCGCUAGGUUAAAGAGAAUGGUUCGUAAAUUGUUCUUGUGCAAGUUGUCUUCGGCGGAAAAAGUCGAAUCUAAAGCAGAGGAGGAUAUUAUUCCACAUAAAAAUAUCGAGGAAAGGAAUGCAAACCUAGUAAAUAACAGCAACAUUGAGGAAGUUGAAGAUAAACAGUUAAGGAACGAAACUGACCGAGGCAAAGCCCCAUGUGUAGAACAGAAUGAAAUGCAAGAACUUAGAGCACCAACCUUGAAACGAACUGAAAACAAUUUUGCUAAUGAAGUGAACGAGGAGCAAGUUGCUGUAAAUAAGAAAGAGAAAACGGGUUGUCGAACGUUAAUAGAGGUUGAUGUACACUGACAUUGAGUAGACAUGCAGUGAAUAUUAAAAGAACAUUUUGUCCUUGGAUACAAUGAUGUAGACCGUGUUUUUAUUUUGGAUUUUUGUUCAGAGCAAAAUACUGGUAACUUCUCACGCAAAGAUUUUUUUUGUUUCUUGUCAAAUUGGUGAAAAUCAGUACAUCGGCACUGGGGAAACAUAAUAUAAUUCACCUAUUAUACAAGAGAAAUCCAACAGCCGAAAUUGUCUGUGGUGUGGAACAUAUAUUUAGUAAUGUAUGUAGAUUUAUAAGUGCGCCCAUCCCUAAAAUAAAGCAGAAAACAAGUAUGGUAUAUAUUCAAAUCAGUUUUACUGAUUUAAAUAUUGAAACUUUAUUAUAACAAAAAUUUAAAACGUUAUUUAAAAGAAACUGUCCUGAUUUACGGUGGUGGCAGUGGCGCCAAUAAUUAUCUUAUUUCUAUUUAUCAAAAUUCUUAUGUAGCGAAACAAGUUUCUUUACUACUGACCCGAAAAAAACAAGGUGAGAGGGGGAGGGGAAAGGGGUAAUAUCGAAACGUUUCCUUCACGAUACACGUGAAAUAGAAACUGAAUGAACAUAUAAUGCCAGGAUUUUUCGGUUGAAACGGGAAGCACAGCUAGUUUAAGAUGGUGAGGACAAAAGCGCGAAUGACUAAGUAAGUGGCUGCGCUUGUGGUGGGAAGCUCAUAGUGGGAAUAUCAAUGAGACUUUUUCAUGGGGUUCUGAUUGUUUUAAGAGCCAGCUGUUUAGAACCACGCUGGAGAUGUGACAGAAAUUGCUUUUGCCCAAAUAUGAAGAAGAGGAUCGCAGGCAUCCUUGUUAAAAGAGAGAAGGCCGCUCGAAAAAAAAUCAGUCAAAAAGCAAACAAAGACAAGAAAGACAAAUCGGCGCUCUUUUCUGCCAAAAUAUACAAAACGUCUUUACCGACACACGAGAAGUUUUGACGAUAUCUGUGUGAUAGAAACCGAAUAAGGAUUUAACGCUAGAACCAGAAAUCUCCAGUUUUAUACGGGUAAUUAUUGAUGUUACUGACAAAAGCAACCACGGCUGCGCCUGGGGUGGGAAGCUCCGUAGUGGGAAUAUCAAUCAGCCAUUUUCAUGGUAAUCAAUUUUUUUUUUUUACUGCAAGCAGUAAAGAAACAGCCAGCUGUUUAAAACCACGCUGGGGAUAGGACAGAAUUGUUUUUGCACGAGCUCAAUGUAACGACAUCUCGGGUUAUGUGUCUGGUAAAAUAUACGAACUUCUUGACGUUAUCUUGCUCACUUGAUACAGAUAUAUAUCUUC
This is a messenger RNA of Orbicella faveolata, 2785 nucleotides long. RefSeq lists its product as uncharacterized. Gene Ontology annotation, cellular component: membrane. Gene Ontology annotation, molecular function: G protein-coupled receptor activity. NCBI's taxonomy places the organism in Eukaryota, Metazoa, Cnidaria, Anthozoa, Scleractinia, Merulinidae. The record is from RefSeq and is a predicted model, not a curated record. Gene Ontology annotation, biological process: G protein-coupled receptor signaling pathway.